AUGCUCGAACUGUCGGGACAAAGGGCGCUGGAGAGAAUCUUGCAGCAAGCAAGCCAGGAGCAAGGCCGAUCGCCUGAAAGCCGAGGCGGACCAGAGCCAGAACACUAUUUACGUCUUCGAUCUGUCGCGCAACGCUGCUCACUCUGGACUAAUCGGGCGAGCUCUAGUGCCAGUGUCUUUGCAUUGGUGCGGAAUCAUUGGGGCUGGGACAACGACGGUGACCUAGAACUCGUCGUGGGGAACGGGGACGGCGAGGUGGUGCACUUCGAGCGGCUGGCGGGCGAGCGCCUGGCCCAGCGCCUCGGGAUGGAGAGCCCCUGCUAUGGCAUCAGCGUGACGUCUGAGGUCUAUUACUCUGAUGAUGUUGAGUCCCAGCCGGUGGACAAGGACAACGGCCGCGACCUGAACCUUGUGGUGGGCAGCGGGACGGCGAGGUGGUGGUGA
Molecule: messenger RNA, 444 nt
Organism: Prorocentrum cordatum
Lineage: Eukaryota; Dinophyceae; Prorocentrales; Prorocentraceae
Source: the annotation of a GenBank genome assembly